Molecule: messenger RNA, 1325 nt
Organism: Corticium candelabrum
Lineage: Eukaryota; Metazoa; Porifera; Homoscleromorpha; Homosclerophorida; Plakinidae
Product: toll-like receptor Tollo
Exons: 2
Coding region: 215-1162 (315 amino acids)
Biological process (GO): signal transduction
Source: RefSeq, a predicted model, not a curated record
UUCGCGUGUCGAUUUCUUGUUGCAGUUGAGAGUACCGUUCGAUCAACUUAGUCUAGACAAGUCUGCUAGCCGUGGAGUGUUGUUGGUGAACUGAAGGCAAAUUCUACACUUGAGGAAUCCUGACACCGAAGUCCAAAUAGACCUAGGCUACAUGUACAUACAUGUACAUGUAGUACUAUAGCCGUCUUGAUUCGACCAACCAACGUCUUACCCUAUGGCUCAAGCUGUUGUUAAAGCUCCAAGAGUGUUUCUCUGCUGCACAGAUCGCGCGGAAGACCAAACUUUGGCGAGAAAUUUGAUUGAAGUUUUGGAGAGGCCUCCCUUUUCUUUGCAGGUCGUCUGUCCUGGUCUCACGGAAGAGUGGGGUCAUACUGCACACGAAAGCGCCAGCGAGGGUCUAGAGAACUGCACUGCAGCUGUCAUAAUUGCAAGCACAGAACUGUUUAGACAGUCUCCUUCGAUUCGAUCAGCAAAGAGUUGUUUGGAUGCUUUGUUUCAGUUUAGCUCAAGCAAGCUCUUGCUGCUACGUCGGAAUCUCUCGGUGGAGGAGUUGAAGAGGCACACACCAUUAGGUUACCAGAGGAGUGUUGAUGCAAAUAGCAAGCGUUUAGAAGAUGUGGCAAGACUCAUUUAUGACAAAGUUCAUCAAGAUGAAGGAAUGGAUGACAGGCAGUAUCUGCAUCUUCGAAAUGAUUUUGGAGAGCGGCAGUCCUCAGAUGAUCAAUCAUCGAUGAGAGAACAACAUUACUUAUAUGAUGUGUUCAUCUGUUUUCAAAAUGAUGCUGCUGUUUAUGUGAAAGAGACUCUUUUGAAAGAGUUGGAAGAUCCAACAGUUGGAGUGAAAGCGUGUGUUCAUUAUAGAGACUUUCGUCCUGGAAAAACAAUCAUUAGGAAUAUUAUUGAUUGUAUACGAAAUAGUAGAAAUGUUGUGUUCGUGGUCAGUCAUGGAUUCUCAACCAGUGGAUGGUGCAGUUUUGAGGUGGAUGCUGCUAUUACAGUUAUCCUGAAAAGAGCUCAAGGUGAGAAUCGGAAAGUGAUCCCAAUUCUUCUUCCAGGAGCUACAGUUCCUGAAGAACUACAAAUAUAUCAGCCUGUCAGUGAUGGUGAUGCCGAAUUUUGGCCAAAGUUGAAAAGUGCACUGAAAUCAGAUGUAUCAAGUUAAUUAAUGGUGCUUAGUAUUGAUAACAUACUUGCUUUUGUAAUAAAUUUAGUUAAUGAAUUGUGGAAUGUUUUCAUUUUUUCUACAGUACAGUAGAUGUCUAGAUGUUGGGAAGUGAUAGGGAUGUUUUAUUACCUGCUGUACUGAUGCGUAAUAUACAUGUAUA